AUGACGGCCGCCAGCAGUACAACGGAUGUCGAAACGGCGCCAGAGAAGGACAUUAAGGAUAUCAAGGAGGAGGUACCGACACCAAAGGAGCCAGAAUACCCUCCUCUAGCCAAGGUGAUCGUCAUUAUUCUUGCCCUCUACCUGGCCGUCUUCUUGGUGGCCUUGGAUCAAACCAUCAUUGGUGUGGCUAUUCCCAAAAUCACCGAUCAAUUCAAGAGUAUUUCGGAUAUUGCCUGGUAUGGCAGCGCAUAUUUCCUUACGUCGACGGCACUGCAACCGUCUUAUGGCAGAAUUUACAAGAUUUUCAGCGUUAAAUGGGCCUUUUUAGCUGCCGUUCUGAUCUUCGAAAUUGGCAGUUUAAUCUGCGCCGUGGCCCCUUCUAGUACCGUCUUGAUCGUUGGACGAGCGAUUGCAGGAAUCGGUGUCGCGGGUAUCUUCUCCGGUGCCCUUGUCAUUAUCUCUAUGACAGUGCCUUUACCCAAGCGUCCUCUUGUUUUUGGCAUGUUCGGCAUGGUUUGGGGAAUUGCCUCUAUUGCAGGACCUCUUCUUGGAGGUGCUUUCACUGAUGGCAUCUCGUGGAGGUGGUGUUUCUAUAUCAACUUGCCGAUUGGUGGGCUUUCGAUUUUGGUCAUCCUAUUCUUCCUCCGACUCCCAGUCACAAAUGAGUGGGCGGGAAAGCCAAUUCUGGAACGAAUCCGUCAAUUGGAUCUGAUUGGCGCAAGUCUAUUAAUCCCCGCGAUUGUCUGCCUUCUGCUUGCUCUCCAAUGGGGAGGCAACAAGUACGCCUGGAACAACUCACGAAUCAUUGGCUUAUUCGUGGGCUUCGGACUGCUAGCAAUUCUCUUUGCUAUUUCUCAAUUGUGGAUCGGAGAGAAGGCCACCCUGCCACCUCCCAUCUUGAAACAACGAACUGUACUUUCGUCGUGCUUGUUCGCCCUGUUCUUCGGAGGUGCCUUCUUCCUACUCGUCUACUAUGUGCCCAUCUUUUUCCAGAGUGUGGAAGGAUCUUCUGCGAUGAAGUCUGGUAUUCAGCUACUUCCUAUGAUGCUGGCCACUGUCGUCUCAUCCGUGGUCGUCGGUGGACUGAUCACCGCUGCCGGGUACUAUACUCCCUUCCUGAUCGUCAGUGCCGCUAUCGCAGCUAUCGGCACUGGUCUCAUCACCUUGUACGACAUUGAUAUUUCCUCCGGAAAGUGGAUUGGCUAUCAGAUUGUUGUUGGUGCUGGUGUUGGUGCUGGAUUCCAAGUUCCUAUGACUGCCGUCCAGACCGUCCUCAAGCCGGAGGAUAUCCCCAUCGGAACAGCCGCAGUGAUGUUCUUCCAAACGCUAGGAGGUGCUCUUUUCAUUGCAGUUGGUCAAUCCGUCUUCCAGAAUGGCUUGAUCAGUGGAAUCGUCAAGUAUGCGCCUGAUGUGGCGCCCAAGGCUAUUAUCGGAGCGGGUGCGACUGAAAUGCGCCAUGUUCUGAGCGAGUUGGGACAGCUUAGCCAGCUGGACGGUGUCAUCAAGGCUUAUAUGAGUGGACUGCGGGAUGCUUAUCGGGUCAGUCUUGCGCUGGCUGUGGUGGCAUUCGUGGCUAGUCUCUUCUUGGAGUGGAAGAGUGUGAAGAAGGCUGGAGGUAAUAAGGACGAAGUUGCGGUUCCGGCUCUUUGA
Molecule: messenger RNA, 1650 nt
Organism: Penicillium cataractarum
Lineage: Eukaryota; Fungi; Ascomycota; Eurotiomycetes; Eurotiales; Aspergillaceae
Product: MDR family MFS transporter
Exons: 2
Coding region: 1-1650 (549 amino acids)
Biological process (GO): transmembrane transport
Molecular function (GO): transmembrane transporter activity
Source: RefSeq, a predicted model, not a curated record